Lachancea mirantina is the source of this 1428-nucleotide messenger RNA. NCBI's taxonomy places the organism in Eukaryota, Fungi, Ascomycota, Saccharomycetes, Saccharomycetales, Saccharomycetaceae. The record is from the annotation of a GenBank genome assembly.
AUGUUUAGCAAGACAUUAUACUACGGCUUGAGUAGCCAGCGGUCUCUUUUGGCUACUGGUUCCCUCAGAAAGGUAAGAUUCAUGCAUGCGUCUCGCCCACUACUCAAUGAGAUAAAGGAUCCGUAUGCUGCUCUGGGAGUCGCCAAGACGGCGAGCGCUUCGGAGAUCAAGAAAGCGUAUUAUAAAUUGGCGAAAAAGUAUCAUCCGGACAUUAAUAAGGCAGAAGGUGCCCAGAAGAAAUUUCACGACUUGCAGAACGCUUAUGAGAUCUUAUCUGACGACAGCAAGAGACAGCAAUGGGACCAAUUUGGGCCCGCUGCUUUCUCUCAGGGUGCAGCAGGCCCAUCGAGCGGUGGAGCCGGUUUUGGUGGCGCCGGAAACUUCAACGGAUUCGGCGAUUUUGGAGGGUUUGGUGGUAUAAAUUUCGAAGAUCUUUUUGGCGCCGCAUUUGGGGGUGGUGCUGACCGUGGCGGAGCGCGUAGCUCUGGCAGAGGCUCUAUGUUCAGAGAGUACCAGGGCAGCCCUGUCGAAAUCUCGCAUCGCAUGUCUUUCAAGGACUCCGUUUUCGGUACCAAAGGCGUGAAUUUGAAAUUCAAUGCUUAUGACCCUUGCAACUCAUGUAAUGGCUCAGGAAUGAAACCUGGCGCUUCGAAGAUCACAUGCCCUACCUGCUCUGGUACUGGUACGCAGGUUCAUGUCCGUGCGGGGUUCCAAAUGGCCUCUACAUGCACGCAGUGCGGUGGUGAAGGAUCUGUCAUGCGUGAUUCAGACGCCUGUCAAACAUGUCACGGCGAAGGUGCUGUCCUGAAUAAAGAACACAAAAUCACAAUAGACCUUCCACACGGGCUCCAAGACGGCGAUGUUAUUCGUGUAUCUGGGAAAGGCUCAUACCCCAAUAUCGCUGUCGACGCUGCGAUGAAAGAUAAUGUCAGGCUACACAGAGGUGACGUCUUGGUCAAGAUUAGAGUUGACAAGGACCCCAGAUUUCAGAUCAAAAACAAAUACGAUAUUUGGUACACUCAGGAAAUCCCAAUCACAACUGCUGCCUUAGGAGGCCAGGUCCAGAUCCCCACCGUUGAUGGGGUAGAUGUCAGAUUGAAAGUCGCACCGGGAACGCAACUCAAUGACGUGGUGUCAAUACCUCAAAAAGGUGUUCCAAGAGGUUCUUUUGGUAACCGUGGAGACAUGAGAAUUCAAUACAAGAUAGUCAUCAAAAAACCUCAGUCACAGGCGGAGAAAUGCCUAUGGGAAGCUCUGGCUGAUAUUACAGGGGACGGACUUGCAAAAAGGUCUGUCCUACAGCAGAAUCCAACUGCGGCCUCUGAGAAUUCGAAGCAGGAAUCCAACCCUGACACACCAAGCGCUCUGGGCAAACUGGAAGAUUUCAUAUCAAAGACCUUCAAAAAGAUAAAAGGAGACAAAUCAUGA